AUGGCCUCCUUGUACGGCUCGACCGAGACACAGACCACACAAGGCGAAAAUGGCACCCAAAAACAUGGAGCUCGAGCCACCCAGCACACUUUCAAGAGCAAUGAGCGUGAUAUAGAGCAGGCUAGCUCGAAGUCUGCGUUUAAUUCCAAGAAAGCAUUGUGGGCUUUUUUGGUCUUGUGCUACUCGACUGGUCCGACCUCCGCGAUGGUCUCAAAUUACGUCUCAGCAGCAAUUUUGUCCGCCGCCAAUCUCUUGGGUCAUCAAGCUGGAUCACACAAGCCUUGUCCUCGUCGCGGCACUAACAUCAACUGUCGCGUCAAAUUUGGAGCCGUCGAGAUCGAUUAUGCUAGUUAUACGCUGUAUCUCCGAGCAAUCAGUCGCUCAACCGAGGGCGUUCUGUCAAUACUUACGGCGGGUCUCGCGGAUUAUUCUUACUAUCGCAAGACAAUGAUGAUGACCUCGAUCUUCUUAUUUGGCCUCCUGGCCUUACCGUUCGCCGCACUGACAGGCAAGACCUAUAGCCAUUUGACCGCGCUAUCCGUCCUAUACUGUCUAUUGACGACUGUGAGUGGUAUAUACACCGUCAUCGAAGGGUCAUAUAUUCCGAUUUUCAUGCGCUCUACCGGCUGGUUCCGUGAUGUUGAGGUAACGGGAGUCCAGAGUGAAAACAGCACGUGGAAUAAAGGUGUUUCAGUCAGCGUGCUGGCCCUAGUGUCAAGCAAUGUGGGUGGGUUGACCGCGUUGAUAAUCGGCGUGAUUCUUGUCUACGGUCGUGGAUCGUACGUUAAAAUCGGAUACCAUAACUAUCUGCUCGCCAUCACGAUUGCAGGAUGUAUCACCAUUGUUUUCGCCAUUAUUGGACAGUUCCUACUACCCUCUGUGCGUGGCAAGGAGGUAGAUAGUACAAAGGACAAAACACACCUACUUCUAGCAGCCAAAAACUGGUUUCGGAUGCUGAAGAGCGCACCUCGUUAUUCCGAAGCUUUCAAGCUCUGCAUUGGAUGGGUUCUUUGGAAUACAGGCUACAGUAAUCACCUGGCCCUGAUCGGCUCCUUGUUUAUCCAAGUUACCGGGUUCAGCACCGGUUCGCAUGUCUACUCUGUCUGGUCAUUUACGAGUGUGAUCUUCGCCUGCAUGGGUAGUCUGGGCUUCAUGUAUCUGUACCCUCGUCUUAAGAUUCCCGUUAAAGCAUGGGUAUAUACAUUCCUUAUGGUGAACAUUCUUUGCGUUUUGUGGGGGUGCAUCGGGAUUAGUGACGAUGUUACUAUUGGAUACAAGCAUCAGGCAGAAUUUUGGGUUGAGCAGGUACUCUUCAUGUCGACUAGCAGUGCGCUCCGUGCUUACAAUAGGGCUAUUUACUCUACGCUUAUUCCAGAGAACUCGGAAGCGCAGUUCUUUGGGCUGGAGAUUACACUGGAUUUAGCGACUGGGUGGAUUAACCCGCUUGUUAUGGGUGUGAUCCAAAAUCGGACACAUAAUCUGCGUUUUCCCAUGAUUCCGAACUUAUUAUUGAUGAUUGCUGGGCUUGGAUCUUACUGGAGCGUGGACGUUUCGAAGGGGAUCGCCCAGGCAAAAAUAUCGUUGUCAAGCUAG
This is a messenger RNA of Penicillium angulare, 1593 nucleotides long. RefSeq lists its product as uncharacterized. The transcript is spliced from 5 exons. The record is from RefSeq and is a predicted model, not a curated record. Gene Ontology annotation, biological process: amino acid transmembrane export from vacuole. Bases 1 to 1593 code for a protein of 530 amino acids. NCBI's taxonomy places the organism in Eukaryota, Fungi, Ascomycota, Eurotiomycetes, Eurotiales, Aspergillaceae.